AUUUUUCAUUUUUUAAUUUAAUUUUAUCUAUCAUCAUAAAUAAUUUUCUUGUUAAUUUACAAAAGAUCUAAUUGAAGAAAUAUUAGAAAUAUUGUAAUAAGAUGUCGAUUCUUUUUACAAAUCUUUUUAUAAGCUAAUAUAAAAUCUUACAUCAUUAUUGACGAUUAUUAUGAAUGGUUACACGCGUAUGUAGUAUCUUAUCUAUACAUAGAAUAAGCAAAAUAAAUACUAACGAACAAAUCAAAUAUAAUUAAAUUAAUUCUCCUGUUUUGUAACUAUAAAUAUAAAAAUAUUAGUUAGACUAAGUUGAUAUUUGGAGGAAAUACUUUGUUACUUAUUAUGAAUGAUGUGUAAAGGAAACACAAAUAAUGCUUAUUGAAACAGUUGUGAUGAUAUUUUAUAAGUAUUAAUAAAAUAUUUAUUUUUUGGUAUUUUUUAAAUGUUAGAAACUAGAUUUUUACUUAAAAAAGUUGGGAUAUUUAUACAUGUAUAAUUGAUAAUUGUUACACAAUAGCAUUGUAUUAAAAGAAUAUGUAAUUAUAAGUAAUUGUCUCGCUGUUAUAAUUUUGCGCGUCCUUUAUGAUCUGCUGUGGUAAAAAAUUAUAUUCUAUAAUAUAUAUUUAACGCGAACAUUUUUAUAAUAUUUAUAAAUAAGUCUGCAUAACACGCACGCGAAUGAGUCCAAAUGUACAAAUACAUAUAAAUGUUAAGCACAGUUGGAUAAUAAGACAAUCUUCUGAUAAAAUUUGAAAAAAUACAAAUAAUGGAAUAAAUUUUAAUAUAUUAAACAAAAUUUGCGAAUGUGUUUAUGCUGUAUAUAAUUAAGCAAAAUAAGAUAUCGAUGUUGUUUUAAUCUAUUCACGAAGUGAAUUAAGAGUAGACUGAUCAAUUACGAGAUGCAUUACAUAAAACAAAUUGGUUUGCGUAUAUAUAUAUAUACAUAUAAAAGUUAUAUGCAGAAUAUUUAAAAAAUCUUCCUCUGAAAAGUAAUACAUUAAAGCGAAAAUUCAAUUCAUAGAAACAAUCUUAUAUGUGAGCAGAGAGUAAUAUUAUGAUAUUGAUGUGUGAAGAAUCGUUUACGUUUUUUUUUCAACCAUUUCGCAAUACUGUUCCCUCUCCGUUCUUCAAAGAGCAUCCGGACCUUUAUUGCGAAUGACUCUUGCUCUCGCACGUUGACAGCACAUGAUCGGCCGUCGUAGCACAUGUAUCUCUUGGCAUUUCGCAUUACUUCGAGCGGACGGAUACGCGGAAAAGAAAUCAAGAGCAUUCUUCAAAGACGUGCUCUUCUCGUACGCGUAUGAUUCAAAAAUCAGACACGUGGGAGUGACAGAUCUCGAUGAUCUUUCCCGCGUUUCUUCGCAAAAAUACGAGAGGAUCGAGAAGAAAGGAAGAAUAGACGACGCGAGGGACAGCAUCGCGUUAUUAUAUUAAGACAAAACGACAAAGAGCGACAUGAAUCUGUCGUUCGCCGGUUGCGGUUUUCUCGGCAUCUAUCACAUCGGCGUGGCCAUCGGUUUGAAAAAGUACGCGCCGCAUUUACCGCUGAAUAAAUUAAGUGGCGCGUCCGCGGGUGCUAUGGCCGCGUGUUGCUUACUUUGCGAUAUGCCCCUCGAAGAAACUGUAAAUGGUGUUUUAUACAUGGCACAUACAGCGCGACAACACGCACUUGGACCACUCAGUCCGUAUUUCAAUGUGCAAGACAUAUUAUUGGAGAACCUACAGAAGAUUCUACCGGACGACGCUCACAUCCGUGUAAAUGGCAAACUGCAUAUCUCAUUGACUAGAGUAUAUGAUAGGAAGAACGUGAUAGUCUCACAAUUCAAUUCAAAAGAAGAUCUACUACAAGCUCUACUAGCCACUUCGUUUGUGCCGUUGUAUUCCGGUUUGCUGCCACCACGAUUUCACGGUAUCAGGUACAUGGACGGUGGUUUCAGCGACAAUCUUCCUACGUUCGAUGAAGAUACUAUUACUGUAUGUCCAUUUUGCGGAGAGAGCGAUAUUUGCCCUAGAGAUAUCUCGCAUCAGCUUUUUCACCUCAAUGUCUCUAAUACGAGCAUAGAACUUUCUAAGCAAAAUAUAUAUAGGUUCAUACAGGUAUUCUUUCCGCCUAAAACAGAGAUUCUCUCGAAUAUAUGUAGGCAAGGAUGCAACGAUGCACUGGAAUUUUUGCAUCGUAGAAAUUUACUAAAAUGAGUACUCAUAUAUAUAUAUAUAUAUACUCGUAUGUAACUUAUUGUUAGAUAUAAAAUAGUAUCUGAGCACAUUGUGAUCGACGUAAAAUAGUAAUUAUAAGGUACAAUACUUGAAAUAUAUAAGUAGGUGAGAUUCGUAAAAUAAUAUUUUUAAUAUCUGUUUUGGAAAAAAUUUAAAAAUGAGAUAAAUUUUAAUACAUUAAACAAAAUUUGUUGCAUAUAUAA
This is a messenger RNA of Formica exsecta, 2417 nucleotides long. RefSeq names its product patatin-like phospholipase domain-containing protein 2. Gene Ontology annotation, molecular function: triacylglycerol lipase activity. The transcript has 6 exons. Gene Ontology annotation, cellular component: membrane; cytoplasm; lipid droplet. Lineage: Eukaryota; Metazoa; Arthropoda; Insecta; Hymenoptera; Formicidae. The record is from RefSeq and is a predicted model, not a curated record. Gene Ontology annotation, biological process: triglyceride catabolic process; lipid homeostasis. Bases 1453 to 2193 code for a protein of 246 amino acids.